Messenger RNA from Sarcophilus harrisii (Tasmanian devil), 1929 nucleotides. RefSeq names its product leucine-rich repeat-containing protein 14-like. Lineage: Eukaryota; Metazoa; Chordata; Mammalia; Dasyuromorphia; Dasyuridae. The record is from RefSeq and is a predicted model, not a curated record. Bases 30 to 1598 code for a protein of 522 amino acids. Gene Ontology annotation, cellular component: cytoplasm. The transcript has 3 exons.
GGCAAUUCUGUGUUUGGAUUCCAGGUUCCAUGGCCCACACUAAGUACUUCUCAAGUUUUGUAAGUGAUUGCAUACUGGCUCAAGAUGAGGAGAAAAUGUGUAAAAUCUUGAAAUUCAUGCCCCAGAACAUGUUUGAAAUUCUAUUCAAGGUGGCUUUCAGAAACAAUAAGACAAAGCUGCUGUAUGAACUGUUGAAGAUAUGGCCUCACUCACAACUUAAAUUCCAAAAGCUGCUUCAGACAUGUCCAUUCGAUUCUGGGACUUCUAAGAGAUAUCCUCAGUAUCAGUGGCCACUCACAUAUAAUGAGUCGAACAAAGAUACAAUUGAUGCCAUCGUCUUGGGAGUGUUGGGUUAUAUAAGGAAAGUAAUCAUCUGUGGUGCACAGCAGAUCCCAUGCAGGAGGUUACAACAGCUGGAUAUGACAGGAUUACUUGGUAAAGAUUACCUUUGGAAUUUAAAACUCAUGAGGCUGUGGGCUACCUCAAUUGCUAGAGCGAAAAUCUACAGUAAAUCCUUAGAGAAGAAGACACAUUACUCAGAAAGCCAGGCAAGAAACCAGGUGGCAGAAGGAUCCCCACUUAUGACUUUCCCAGUAGAAGCUCGUGUGGAACUUUUAGUGGAUUUCCAGAUGAGCUCUAUCUCUCAGGAGUUUCUAAAGGAAGCUCUCCUGGACAACACCUACAGCCCUCUCCACCUGACUUGCCAAGAUUUCUACACUUUCCACAGCUUGGUUCAUGGUGAUCUAGAAAUCCUGGCUCUUUUGGACCCUUUAGUACUCCGCAGAGUGGACCUAAGUCAUAGUAUUUUAAUCUUGAUGGAUAUCAGGAACCUUAUGUCACAGAUUACAACCUUCCAAAACUUGCAAAGCUUGAAAUUACCUCAUUUUAAUGAAGAUAUGCAAAGCGGGAAGCACCCUAUGCUGAAGACUGUCAUUGACAUUCUUGCUGCAGAAUUGAGCAAAUUAAAUCACCUCAGGGAGAUUAGUCUACAUAGUAUUUGUCUUUCUCACCAGGUGGAGUAUCUGCUUAGAGGUCUACAAUGCUCCCUGGAGAGCCUUCAACUUUCUUACUGCUCUCUAACAAAUGAAGACUUAAUCUACCUUUCCCAAAGUCACCAUAGCCCCCAGCUCAUAAAGUUGGAUCUUGAAGGCAAUAACAUAACAGAGCAACAAGAUUCAUUCUUGGAACUUCUAAAGUCAGUCUCAAACUCACUGAGGUGGCUGAAUGUGACAAUGUGUGGGAUCAGCGUCACUGACUUUUGUGAAAUUUUGCCCCAUCUAUAUUUCUGUUCCAGGCUCUCUCAUCUUGGUCUAUCUCGCAAUCCCCUAACUAGCUUCAAUAUGUUCUAUUUUGUUGGAUCAUGCCAGCAUAAACUGCCCAAUCUGAAGUUAAUAUCGUUUUCAAUUUUCUUGGAUUGUUGUAAGAACCUGCCCCAGCAUGGUCCUCUUCCUCAGUUACUGGAGGAUUAUCUUGACAAUGACAAAUUUUUGUCGGUCAUGAGAGAAAUGGAGGACACACAAAAAACAAGAGGAGAAUCUGCCAUUGAGUUUACCACAAGUCUUAGCUUUGAUAGGGGUGACUAUUUUGAUCUACGGUAAUACAUUGACUACCAUAAAUGAGAAGAAUCUCAUAGUUCCAUGAUGAUAAUGAUGGUAGUUCAAUUUCUCUUUUUAAGAGAAACUUUUUAAUAAAUUUUAACUAGGAAAGAUAAUCCACUUUGCAAAAUAAGAAAAUGAUCACAUCUGAAACCCGUAGCAUGUUACAAAAAACAGGGAUUUGCUGACAAUUAAGAAAAAAUUUUAAUUACUAUUUUUCAUCUCAAGUUGGAGAUAAUGUACCUCUAGUCAUCAUUUUCAUGAUAUCGUUUUUAAAAACCCUUUCAUAUCUUUCCAUGUUUUUAUGUAUCAUUUAAAAUAAAGCAAUUGUUUA